Molecule: messenger RNA, 999 nt
Organism: Oppia nitens
Lineage: Eukaryota; Metazoa; Arthropoda; Arachnida; Sarcoptiformes; Oppiidae
Product: gastric triacylglycerol lipase-like
Exons: 6
Coding region: 1-999 (332 amino acids)
Biological process (GO): lipid metabolic process
Source: RefSeq, a predicted model, not a curated record
AUGAAUCCAGAGUUAAUCAAAUUGCGUGGAUUUAACAACACUAACCAUACGGUUAUCACUGGCGAUGGCUAUAUAUUGACAGUGUUUCGUCUAAUUAAACCACAAUUGACUACAACUACUACUACUACCGGUGCUGAUGAUAGUAUAGUACAGCCACCGCCGUCCAGAGGACCGGUAUUGUUAUGGCACGGACUUGCAGUUUCAUCGGAUAUAUAUCUAGUCGGUAAUCGGGGACAGUUGUCUACGAGUACUGGCCAGUAUAGUGAACGUAACGGUACGUUAGUCAACGAUUGCCAGUUAACGUUGACAUCCAAUCUGGCGUUUACAUUGUCCGCAUGCGGUUAUGAUGUCUGGUUAGGCAAUACCCGCGGCAAUCAAUACUCGGAUAAACAUUUAAAUCAAUCAACUGUUGGCUAUGUUGGCCAUUCAAUGGGUUCAACAAUAAUGUUAAUACUAUUAUCAAUUGAUCCAGAUUAUCAUCAAUACUUGAAACCGGUCAUAUUGAUGGCACCGGUAGCCUAUAUGAGCCAUACAAAUGCUAUAUUACGUACACUUAUACCGUUAGUUAGUAUAUUAAGCAAAUUGAUUGCACCGUUAGGUUUACCGGUAGUCAUAAUGCAAUUCAUAGCCACCUAUUUGUGCGCUAAUAGUGAUCUGAAAUUUUUAUGUCAACUAAUAUUUACAACAAUUGUCGGCUAUAAUCCAUAUAUUAAUCAACCGGACACAAUACCUGUAUUUAUUUCAAAAGCAUUUCAAUUUAUGUCGACAAAACUUUAUCUACAAUACGGCCAGUUUAUGCGAUCGGGUAGAUUUGGACAGUUUGAUUAUGAUUUAGACAAUAUCCUAGCCUAUGGACAGCUACGGGCACCCGACUAUCCCGUCAAACAUAUACGAUCACCAUAUAUGGCCAUAUAUAGGGGAUGGACUGAUUUGCUGGCCGACGGUAGCGAUAUUGACAAACUUGUUGGCCAACUAAACGAUAUUGCUAUUACAUAUUAA